CCCGCAGCGGCGGCGGCGCUCGCCUCGGAGUCUCCCGCGCGCACCCCAGCCGCCUCCUAGCGGCGCGGCGCCCGCUCCUACGCCUAAAAUGACGAAUGUGUGAUUUCACUGGAAUAAAUGGCGUCCAAAGUCACAGAUGCUAUAGUCUGGUAUCAAAAGAAGAUUGGAGCAUAUGAUCAACAAAUAUGGGAAAAAUCUGUUGAACAAAGAGAAAUCAAGGGUUUAAGGAAUAAACCAAAGAAAACAGCGCAUGUGAAACCAGACCUCAUAGAUGUUGAUCUUGUAAGAGGGUCUGCAUUUGCUAAGGCAAAACCUGAAAGUCCUUGGACUUCUCUGACUAGAAAGGGAAUCGUUCGAGUUGUGUUUUUCCCCUUUUUCUUCCGGUGGUGGUUACAAGUAACAUCAAAAGUCAUCUUUUUCUGGCUUCUUGUCCUUUAUCUUCUGCAAGUUGCUGCAGUAGUAUUAUUCUGUUCCGCUUCUAGCCCACACAGCAUACCUCUGACGGAAGUGAUUGGGCCAGUAUGGCUGAUGCUGCUCCUGGGAACUGUUCACUGCCAGAUCGUGUCAACAAGAACACCAAAACCCCCUCUGAGUGCAGGGGGUAAAAGAAGAAGGAAAUUAAGAAAAGCAGCCCAUUUGGAAGUCCAUAGGGAAGGAGAUGGUUCUAGUACCACAGAUAACACACAGGAGGGAGCAGCUCAGAGCCACGGGACAAGCACCUCUUACAGCGUUGGUGCUGUCUUCAGAGAUCUCUGGCAUGCCGCUUUCUUUUUAUCAGGGUUUGUAUUUAUUCAAGGCUUUAUAUGGAAUAGAGAUGCACUAUCCCUUUUCUGGCACUUCAGUCUCAGUGUCUUUAAGAUAGAUAGUUUUAUCCCCCAUUGCCAGAAGACUAAAGUAAGGGUCAGAGACAAGGAUGCCCCUAAAUCGGGUACUAGUUGCAGCUCUCGCUGUUCAAGUUCCAGACAGGAUUCUGAGAGUACAAGGCCAGAAUCUGAAACAGAAGAUGUAUUAUGGGAAGACUUAUUACACUGUGCAGAAUGCCGGUCAUCUUGUACCAGUGAGACAGAUAUGGAAAAUCCUCAAAUUAAUCCAAGUGUGAAAAAAGAAUAUAGAGACGACCCUUUUCAUCAGAGUCAUUUGCCCUGGCUCCAUAGUUCCCACCCAGGAUUAGAAAAAAUCAGUGCUAUAGUGUGGGAAGGCAAUGACUGUAAGAAAGCAGACAUGUCCGUGCUUGAAAUCAGCGGAAUGAUAAUGAACAGAGUGAACAGCCAUAUACCAGGAAUAGGAUACCAGAUUUUUGGAAAUGCAAUCUCUCUAAUCCUGGGUUUAACUCCAUUUGUUUUCCGACUCUCCCAAGCUACAGACUUGGAACAACUCACAGCACAUUCUGCUUCAGAACUUUAUGUGAUUGCAUUUGGUUCUAAUGAAGAUGUCAUAGUUCUUUCUAUGGUUAUAAUAAGCUUUGUGGUUCGUGUAUCUCUUGUGUGGAUUUUCUUUUUUUUGCUCUGUGUAGCAGAAAGAACUUAUAAACAGCGAUUGCUUUUUGCAAAACUCUUUGGACACUUAACAUCGGCAAGGAGGGCUCGAAAAUCUGAGGUUCCUCAUUUCCGGUUGAAGAAAGUACAGAAUAUAAAAAUGUGGCUAUCUCUCCGGUCCUACCUUAAGCGUCGAGGUCCUCAGCGAUCAGUUGAUGUAAUAGUUUCAUCUGCUUUCUUGUUGACUAUAUCAGUUGUGUUUAUCUGUUGUGCCCAGUUGCUUCAUGUGCAUGAGAUCUUCCUUGAUUGUCACUACAAUUGGGAGCUAGUAAUCUGGUGCAUCUCGUUAACGCUUUUCCUCCUAAGAUUUGUUACCCUUGGAUCAGAAACAAGUAAAAAAUAUAGCAAUACCUCAAUAUUACUUACUGAACAGAUAAACCUCUACUUGAAAAUGGAGAAGAAACCUAACAAAAAAGAGGAACUGACACUAGUGAAUAAUGUUUUAAAGCUGGCUACUAAACUGCUAAAGGAAUUGGACAGUCCCUUUAGAUUGUAUGGGCUUACAAUGAAUCCACUGCUUUAUAACAUCACCCAGGUUGUCAUCCUGUCAGCUGUCUCUGGUGUUAUCAGUGACUUGCUUGGAUUUAAUUUAAAGCUAUGGAAGAUUAAAUCAUGACAAUUCAGAGAAAAGAAGAUGUAGCCUCUUUUCCAGAAUAAGAGUACCAACUAAGCUGCCUGCAAGCAGUCACUGACUCUUUGCUUCAGGAGUCUCAGCUGGGAAAUCGAAGUGUUUACAUCAGACUGUCUUGUGCAAUUCUUAUAUUUAUUUUACUUGUUCACUGUUUUUUUUUACAUUUAUUUUAGUCUUUAUAUUUUAUUUUUAGCAUUGAUGUACUUAGUUGUUGCAAGGGUGAUAAAACUGAUAUCCAGAUACUUGAGAUCCUGGUAAUUGUUCAUAAAUAGUUGACAAAAUAACAAAUCGUGAGACUAGAAGCCAUUCUAAGCACUGUUUCUCCAUCAAUGCCGUGAACUUGCCUUACUUGAAAGGAAAACUUCUUUAACUUUGGAAUAUUGCAUUGGACUCAGCUAGACACAGGAAGCAUCUUCUUUGGUAAAUCAAGAUCCAGUCAGGGUUUCUUUUGAAUUAUUUUGGAACAAUGCCAGGAUCUACACUGAUUAAGCUGCAGUUACACACCCUUCAGUAUUAAUAUAUAUGGUAUUACAUAACAGGUCAACAAGUGCUCUUUGAUGAUAAAACUCUUAAUAGAGCAAUAAUUGUAAAUGGUUACCAUACUGUAAGAUAUUUUGAUAAAAAUUAACUAGUAAUAAUUGUAUUUAUUUGAAACACUGGGCUGUUUGCACAGCUCCAACUGUGCAUGCUCAAAAUGUGCACUUUUUAAAAUUGUUACUUUUAAAUGCGUAUCUUUAUAUGGGAUAUGUUAUAGUGUACUAGGGCAUGAUAUGGUAUCCUUUUGAGUGAGGUAUACACUCAUCUCACAAGUGAAGUGCCUAUUGAUAUUACUAAAGUACAUUAUGUUUACUCAAGUAAAAUAAUUUUUCCCCAUGGUACACUAUAGUGUAUACACACUCAAAUGAACAACUUAAGAAUAAGGUUAAGAACCAAUAAAAUAUUCCUCUGAUUGCUAGUUAUUAAAACUAUAUCCAGAUUUUCAGAAAAGAGCUUCAGUUUGCAAAUUCUAUCUUCUAAACUUAACCUGGUGCAUCCCCCUUACCCCCAAUUUUAUAAGGGCUAUUUUAGAUGCUUUUAACCUGGAAAGUUACCUACUCCCCCUCCCCACCACCACCACCACACACACACACCCGCAAUUUGCCAAGUGUCCAAAUGAGAACUUACCAUGUUGGCAUGUUAGGUAAAUAGAGUGAAUAUGAUGGUAUCUUACGUUGGGCCUUGAUUUUAAGUUGUUACAUUUGUACAAUCAAGAAUAUAUUAGGAAUUACAUGAAACAUGAAAUGUUUUUGCAAUUUUUUUUAAACUGGGUAUCUAGUUUCUAAAACAAAGAAUUUAUUUGAAACAGUAUAGAAUUUUCUUGGUGCAAGGUGUAUCAUGUUGAAUAUCCUCACAUUUUUUACCAUGUUUUAGGGAAUUUAAAAUAAUUAAUUGUAAAUGAUUUAUUUGAUUGGUGCCGUUUUAAUCCCCAAAUCGUAAUCUUAAGAUCAGGAAUGCGUAGAGAACAGAGCCAUGUCAUAAUAUCUCUUUGCUCUUACCAUUCCUUUUGAUCAGCCUCAAUUCAGCCUCAUUGUGUAGUGUAUUUUUUUUGUGUAGAAAACAACAAAAGCAAUUUGUUUUAUUUGCCUGUGUUCUCAUAUGUUUAAUAAUGACCAAAGUGCAUUCUGAGUUUUUUCAAGGAAUGUAUUACUGGAGCUUUAAGAACAUACUUAUUUUCUCAUGUGAAAAAUUAGGCUUUGUUUGAUACGUUUCUUCUUCCUCUAUUGUCUAAUGUUGAGGUUGUUUUUAGGAAUUAUAUUUUAUAAACUUUUUCAGAAUAAGGUACAUACCUAUACAGAACUUAACAUUUUGCACAGAAUAUAUCAAAUAUAUUUUGAGAAAAAAAGUACAGCAUGAGUUCUGUUAGGAAUAAAAGAUAAAACUAUUGUAUCUCACAAAAAAAAAAAAAACUUAUUUCAGAAUGGAAAUAUUUUUGAGAAAGGUAGCUGAGUAUGCGUGUUUUGGAUUGAAGUUCAUUUUAACUUAGAGUUGGGAGUUGAUUUGUUGAGUACAGUAUACCUCUCAAUGACCUAUAAAUAAUAUGAAUUAUGUCACUAAGGUGGGCAGCAGUAGAAUACCAAAAGGAAAAAGUUGUCAUUUUAAGCAAUUUCAAAACAUUAAUGGAACUGUUUCAAAGCAGAAAAAUUGACAUUUGCUGCCUUUAAGAAUACCAUGAAUGUAAGAAAUCGAAAGAAAUUGUAACAUAUCACAUAAUAUAGAAAAGGCAGUUCAAAGAUAGAAUUGUGGCAGAUGUUGUGUGUUAACUGUUGUUUCUUUGCCACAUGUGUUGUAUUUGAAAGUUUGAACAGCAAGUUUAAAAUAAAAUAUUCUAUGCUGACAGUGUCAA
Messenger RNA from Leptonychotes weddellii (Weddell seal), 4549 nucleotides. Lineage: Eukaryota; Metazoa; Chordata; Mammalia; Carnivora; Phocidae. The record is from RefSeq and is a predicted model, not a curated record.